AUGGCGACGCCGGCGGCCACCCGCCUCCACGCCCCGUUCCUCCUGCUUCCUUCCCCACCGCGACCGCACCCUCCACUCCGCCUCCGCUUCCGCUUCCUCCUGCCGUCCCCGCCGCCGCUCCGCCUCCGCCGCCGCUUCCCGCUGCUCGCGGCCGCCGCCAUAUCCGCCGCCGCCGCCGGCGUCAGCGGCGGCGGCGGGGAGGACACUGCCGCCGCCAGGAAGGCCGACAAGGCCAGGCAGCUGCAGAAGCGGGUCCUCGUGGGCGUCGCCAUCGGGGUGGGCGCCGGAGGCGUCGUGGUCGCCGGAGGCUGGGUGUUCGCCGCCGCCGUCGCUGCCGCCGUCCUUGCCGGCUCCCGGGAGUACUUCGAGCUCGUCCGCGGCACUGCCGGCGGAGGCGGGACCCCGCCGCCGCGCUACGUGUCCCGCGCGUGCUCCGCCAUCUGCGCUCUCAUGCCCAUCCUUGCGCUGUACUAUGGACGCAUGGAUGUUACUGUGACGUUUUCUGCAUUUGUUAUUGUAAUAUCAUUGCUUUUACAAAGAGGAAAUCCUCGUUUUGCUCAGCUAACUAGUUCAGUUUUUGGGUUAUUUUAUUGCGGCUAUCUACCUUCUUUCUGGGUUAAGCUUCGUUCGGGACUAGCUGCCCCUGCCUUAAAUACAAGUAUAGCAUACAGUUGGCCAAUUCUUCUUGGUGGACAAGCUCACUGGACAGUUGGACUUGUAGCAACCUUGAUGGCGAUUAGUAGCAUCAUUGCUGCUGAUACAUUUGCUUUCCUUUGUGGAAGGGCAUUUGGUCGUACUCCUUUGACUAACAUAAGCCCUAAGAAGACCUUGGAGGGUGCUUUAGCUGGUCUAGCUGGCUGUGUACUUACCACUGUGCUGCUGUCAACUGUCUUACGCUGGCCAAGAUCACUGUUCAGUGCUACAGCUUAUGGAAUCCUGAUUUUUCUGGGUUCAUUAUUUGGGGAUCUUGUUGAAUCUCUGAUUAAGCGUGAUGCUGGUGUGAAGGACUCUGGAUCACUCAUUCCUGGACAUGGUGGAAUUCUUGACCGAGUUGACAGCUACGUUUUCACAGGGGCACUUUGUUACUCUUUUGUCAGAGUAGCUCUACCCUUAUAUGGGGUCUGA
Miscanthus lutarioriparius is the source of this 1125-nucleotide messenger RNA. NCBI's taxonomy places the organism in Eukaryota, Viridiplantae, Streptophyta, Magnoliopsida, Poales, Poaceae. The record is from the annotation of a GenBank genome assembly.